AACGCGACGCUGGACGCAGGGCAUGCCGGGAAAUGAGGCUGGACGCGCGAAUGGGCGGCGCGCCGAGGUCACGUCGGGACUACAUUUCCCAUCGUUACCUUCGCCAACGUUGAUUGGCCUGUGUGAGCCGAAACCACAAAGUCCUGGGUGAAGGAAGGAUGCGAAACCCAGAAAGGAGUAGAAAGGGCCCGCUGGCCCCGCCCUCGCCCAGCCCAGUGGACGACUGUGCUUCCACCUUCCAAGAGAGCGUGAGCUGCGCCGCUGCCUGCAGUUCCCCGUGAUCGGGAUUUCAAAGCCGAGGCGCCAGCACCACGCACCUCCCUAUACGCGUCCAGUCUGAGAGCGACAGGGAUGGGCGGCAGGAUGUGGCUGCCAUUCCCGGUGCUGCUCCUGUCCGCUCUGCCCGCAGCGGUGCUGCGCGGGGCGGCCGGCUUCACACCCUCUCUGGACAGUGACUUCACCUUCACGCUGCCGGCGGGCCGGAAGGAGUGCUUCUACCAGCCCAUGCCCCUGAAGGCGUCGUUGGAGAUCGAGUACCAAGUUUUAGAUGGAGGAGAAUUAGAUAUUGAUUUCCACCUUGCCUCUCCAGAGGGCAGAACCUUAGUUUUUGAACAAAGAAAAUCAGAUGGUGUUCAUACCAUAGAGACUGAAGAUGGCGAUUACAUGUUCUGCUUUGAUAACACAUUCAGCACCAUUUCUGAGAAGGUAAUUUUCUUUGAACUUAUCCUGGAUAACAUGGGAGAAGAGGUUCAAGGACAAGAAGACUGGAAAAAGUAUAUUACUAACACAGAUGUCCUCGAGAUGAAACUAGAAGAUAUCCUGGAAUCCAUCAAUAGCAUCAAGUCCAGACUAAGCAAAAGUGGCCACAUACAAACUCUGCUUAGAGCAUUUGAAGCUCGUGAUCGAAACAUACAAGAAAGCAACUUUGACAGAGUCAAUUUCUGGUCUGUAGUUAACUUGAUGGUCAUGGUGGUGGUGUCAGCUAUUCAAGUUUAUACACUGAAAAGUCUGUUUGAAGAUAAGAGGAAAAGUAGAACUUAAAACUUCAACACAGAUUACUUAAUGAUGAAAAAAAGAGGUAGAAAAUUCUAAUACACUGUUACAGUCAAGAUAUUAGUCAUAUUCCCCAUAACAUUUUUAAAAAUGUAUGUAAGUGUAAGAUAUGUAAAAUUUAAUAUGAAAGGAAAAUCAUCACUUUAUGUCCAGAUAACUUUAUUGACCCAGUUAUACUUAAGUAUAAAACAAGAUGCCAUGUAAAAUUUAGAUUUGAUUGAAUGAAGCCAUAAUAACUAUUUUCCUAAGGUUAAAAAUCCUUCCCUGAUAUCAUAUAUGAAUGAAAUGAAUUAACAAUGUUUAUAAACAUGCCACCAGUUUGCUUUUACCUAGAUUUUCUCUGUACAUGUGGCAGGUACAAAGUAAUUAAAGAAGUUUCCAAUACAUUACAUUAUAAAUCAUUUGAGAAUUAUAUAAUCAUGGGCUGAAUAGAUCAGCUUUUCUCUACUAAAUCUUUCCAAAAAGAGUAAAUAGAAGCAUAUCACUGAAAAAAUAUUUAUGUUUUUACAACCAAAUAUAAUGUGAAAUAUUAUCCACAAGUAUUGGUUUUUAUAUACUUAGUCUAUAUUUCCAAAAGCUAACAUUUUUAUAAUUAAAACUGGGAAGGCAUUCUUUCCUCAUAAAAAUUAGGCUUUGUCUUUUGUCUUUGAUAUAAGGUAUAUAAAGGGUAGUUGAUGUUUAUGAAUAAGAUGCAUUCUACCUAGACAUUAGCUAAGAUUAAAUUAGAGAUAAGAUGAAUUAUUUUUAUAUUACACAUCAACAGUGUUAUGUUGGUUUCUGCACAGCUGUUGGUAUUGAUAAUGCAGGUGUGAGGGACAUACUACUGAAAAGAUCUGACAUUAAUGUAAAUAAACAGCACCUUUCUAAAGUCUGAAAAUCAACAGAAACAUGGAGGAAAAAUGAGAUAAACUUGACAACACUAGACCCACAAGUUUACCUAAAGAGAAGUGUAAUAUCAGGAAUCAGAUGGGCUCUUCUUGCCGUCCCAAUUAUAAUAGAAAUCAUAUCAAAGGAGGGUAAUCUGAAAUUCCGUGGAAGAAAUUGUAUUUGUCAUAGAUUUUAUUUUCUAGUUACUGUUUUUAUUACAAAUGUUCAGAUAGAUUUUAUGAAAUGUACAUCCUACCAUAAGAUUUAGCACUGGCUAUACAUAUUCAUUACAGUUUUUAUUAUAAUUCUCACAAAAUUACCUCUGGUCACUUAUUGACUUUGAAGGAUUAGGACAAUCCCAAAUUAUAAACAGCUAAUGUAGAAAUAAAAGCCGAUACAUACAAAAAAAUCUGCCUUUCUGGUUUAUCAGUCUGUAGUACAAUCUUAUUAAAUACUAGUGAUUUAGGUUCAUCAUGAAACAGAAUUUAAGGUACACUCAUUUUUAGUGUUAUAAUAAAUGUCUUGUCAAUUAGAGAUACUCAACAGUCAAAUCUGGCUAUUGAACCCAUAUAUACAUACACACUUUCAUUGCUGUAAUUCUUAUUAUGCAUUAAUGAUCUUGCACUACCCUCUACCUCACACAAAAUUAUGAUACCCAGAGAAAUACUCACUUCAUUUACAAUUUAUACUCAGAAUAGUUCAGAAAUACACUUUUCUCCUUCUCAGGCCUUGGGGAGAAGACUAGAAAUUUAUUUUUCCCUAUUCAGAGGCUUUUCAAAAUGUGAGAUAAAUACUAUGUAUGAUCAAUAACUGACCAAGAAAAUGCCCCAGUAUUUAUUAUAAGCCAUGCUUCUACAAUAGAUGCAGAACAGAGGUCAAUGAGAUCAUUGCCUAAAAAACCUCUCUUCCCUACUUUAAGUACAGGAGAAGCAAGCUAUAGGUACCAUAACUGAGGAAGCAGAAUCCACUGCGUCUUUUCUGUAAGACUGUGAUUAAGAAUUCUACCUCUUAGAUACAGGUAAUACUGUACUAUACUCUUAACUGCUUACUUAACACUGUAUCUGUUACAUCAUCUUAUAUGUAUGUAAUUGUGCCACUGAUUUUUUUGAAUUCUUAUUCAGCUACUCACUGCCAUUUUAAAUGGUAAUAGUAGCUUUAUUGGAGAAACAAAUAACUUAGGAAUGUCAAAGAUUUUAUUUUUAUAGACAAAAGUAAAAAGAUACUAAGAACCGUGUUGCCUGUAUGAAUCAUAAAAAAGUAAAAUUGUAAGCAAAAAAAAAUGUUUAUUUUUAAAUGUGUAUUUUCUGCUUCAUAUGAGUUUUUUGACCUUACUGUCUCAAUUAUACUAAAAUCAAGUAAGCCAUCA
Molecule: messenger RNA, 3286 nt
Organism: Arvicanthis niloticus (Nile rat)
Lineage: Eukaryota; Metazoa; Chordata; Mammalia; Rodentia; Muridae
Gene: Tmed5
Product: transmembrane p24 trafficking protein 5
Source: RefSeq, a predicted model, not a curated record